GGAAACGACGACAUAAAUUUACACAGUCUGUUUACUAACGGCGGCUAAACGGCCGUCGAAAAAAUCUAAUUGUUGUUUGUUAAAUCAGUUUAACUCAACGAGUGGAGCCCAAAUAAUUAGAGAUGGCGGAUCCUGCGGUGGCAUCGGGAGGUUCACUGAAUGCAGGAGGGCGUGGGAGUGGUGGUAAAGCGUCUUCCAGCCCUGCAGAGAACUACCACCUGGCCCGGCGUCGCACCCUGCAGGUCGUUGUCAGUGCCCUCCUGACAGAGAGUGGCUUCGAGAGUGCAGAGAAGGCAGCGGUGGAGACACUCACUGAGAUGAUGCAGAGCUAUAUAACUGAAAUAGGUCGGUGUGCUAAAGCUUAUUGUGAACACACAGCCAGAAGCGUCCCAACCUUGUCGGAUACAGUGGUCGCACUUAUUGAAAUGGGUUUCAAUGCUGACACGCUGCCUGUGUAUGCCAAGAGAUCACAGAGGAUGGUUAUAACUGCCCCUCCAGUGACAAACGCACCUGUGACUCCCAAAGCACUGUCAGCUGGACAGAAACGCACACAUCCAGCUCACAUCCCUUGCCAUUUCCCAGAGUUCCCUGACCCUCACACUUACAUCAAAACGCCAACGUUCAGAGAGCCAAUGUCAGAUUACCAAGUGGUGAGAGAGAAGGCAGCAAGUCAGAGGAGAGACGUGGAGCGAGCGCUCACACGCUUCAUGGCCAAGACCGGAGAAACUGAGAGCCUCUUCAAAGACGACGUCACUGCCUUCCCAUUGAUCGCAGCACGACCAACAACCAUCCCGUAUCUCAGCGCCCUCCUGCCAUCAGAGCUGGAAUUGCAGACUCUUGAGGAGACGGACUCUUCUGAGCAGGACGAUCAGACAGACAGCGAGAACGCAGCAGGAAACAACAUCAGUGAUGAUCCAGGAGCUGACAAAGAGAACUCCAUGCUCCCUUCCAGCGGCGUCGUUCCCUCUACAAAGGCCAGCGAGGACAACGUGAUCGACAACCCGUACCUCCGGCCGGUCAAGAAACCCAAAGUGAGGAGGAAGAAAUGAGUAUGGACCCGCCCGAACCAACAGACUCACAUUUGUCACAGUGGUUUAUGCUGUCAGCAGUCCAGUCAGUGAUUCCCUUCACACAGAUGAGCGGCCUGGUGAUGUGAGCCGGGACCAGCAGCUGUGUUUGCUCAAUGCUGGGACCAGUACUGCUGUUGGCUUUUUGUAUACUGACUAUGGAAGAAUUUUUUUUUUUUUUGUUAACUGUCAUUUUUCCAGCAACCCCUCAUUUUGAAUUUUCUGUAACCUUACCUAAGCAACAUUAUAGUGAAACAAACCAUACAGGAAUCCAGUCAUUUUGUGAAUAAAGAAAUAUAUAUUUCUUUUU
This is a messenger RNA of Micropterus salmoides (largemouth bass), 1377 nucleotides long. RefSeq names its product TAF8 RNA polymerase II, TATA box binding protein (TBP)-associated factor (gene taf8). The record is from RefSeq and is a predicted model, not a curated record. The coding region runs from base 123 to 1049 and encodes 308 amino acids. Lineage: Eukaryota; Metazoa; Chordata; Actinopteri; Centrarchiformes; Centrarchidae. The transcript is spliced from 8 exons. Gene Ontology annotation, molecular function: protein heterodimerization activity. Gene Ontology annotation, cellular component: transcription factor TFIID complex. Gene Ontology annotation, biological process: transcription initiation at RNA polymerase II promoter.